This is a messenger RNA of Plodia interpunctella (Indianmeal moth), 2261 nucleotides long. Its product is annotated as tRNA endonuclease ANKZF1-like. Gene Ontology annotation, molecular function: protein binding. The coding region runs from base 141 to 2177 and encodes 678 amino acids. The transcript is spliced from 11 exons. The record is from RefSeq and is a predicted model, not a curated record. Lineage: Eukaryota; Metazoa; Arthropoda; Insecta; Lepidoptera; Pyralidae.
CCUGAUGUCGGUCUGUCGAAUGACAGGCACCGAAGAAGUGUCACCACCUGUGGUUGCUGAAUAAUUUAAAUAAUUAUUACAUACCUUUAAUAAAACCCUUUUUUGCUUAAAUACCAUUUGGAUUAUAAUAGUUACCAACAAUGUCUUUUAAACCAGAAACAGUGAAGCCAAAACACGUGAAAAUUUUCGAAUUGGACCACUUCGAAAAGUUGCUGAAGGGUAUCAAAGUUGCUACAUGCAUGCUUACAGAGUCUCACCAGGUUGUUGACGAGCAAAGUGUAAUUCGUCGCUUGAGUGCAUUGACCUUGAACGGUCUAGCUGAUGGCAACUGUUGCUCGUGUUGUGGUGUCGGACCGUUCGAGACCAGGGCUCAGCAGACUGCCCACUAUAAACAUCAUUGGCACAACCAUAAUCUGAAGAGGAAGCUGUUUGGGAAAAUACCCAUUACUUUAGGCCAAUUCAAUUCUAGACACGAUGACUCAAGUGUCUCUGAGUCAGAUUCAGAAUCAGAGGAGCCUAGUAAGAAUCCAGAGAGUGAUCUGUUUGCAGCAGCCACCAGGCAUUGCAAGGCUUUCUUCACAAACCAGAAGGGUCAAGUGUUCUGCAUAUACAGAUGUAUAUUGCAUCACAGAAAGGAAGAGUUGUCAACGGAUGGUGAAGGUCAUGCUUGGGUGGACCGAUGCCAACGUCUCAUAUUGCCCGGUUACCAACGCUGGGCUGUGGUCAUGGUGUCCGGAGGACACUUCGCCGGCGCAGUAUUCUCUGGCGCUGUCCCCGUAGUCCACAAGACCUUCCAUUCGUACGUCACCAGAAGGGGACAGGGACAAGCCCAAGGGACCAGGGAUAACCACGGCAGCGCCCCUAAAUCAGCUGGCGCGAGCCUCAGAAGAUAUAACCAGUUGCAAUUUGUGGAGCACGUGCAAGACAUAAUGUCGUCGUGGUCGGCGGACCUGGCCGGCUGUGCGCUGGUGCUGUACCGCGCGGUGGGCGCGCACAACCUCAGCGCACUGUUCGGCCGCGGCGCGCCGCUGGCCCGCGACGACGCCCGGCUGCGGCCGCUGCCGUUCCCCACGAAGAAGCCCACCUUCAAGGAGGUGAGGAGGGUGCACGAGACCGUUGCCAGUGUUGAAGUUUACGAUACCAUGGAGUUGUUCCAAAAAGCGCUGAUAGCGUCCACGGCUAAAAGCACGACCAAAGCGGUGUCUUCUGACACCAGCAUUGAGAAGAAGAAAAGCACACCAAGUAAACCCGUGGACAGGGCUAAGUCCAGAGAGCGUACGCCCCGAGAAUUGCCCGCGCAAACGAUGUCCAGCGAGGACGAGGGUCCCUGCUACAUAGACUCCGAGACGCCAGAGAAUUGGAUCAAAACGCUCUCGGAACAGAGCAAAACGGGGGUCAUCACGAAUUCAAGGAAAGAUCUUCUGAAUGACUGUAACGUCCCAUGUCCCAUCAGCUCGGAGAGUGAGGGCGAAGUGGAGAAGAAGGAAGUGAAGAAGAAAAAGAAGAAAAAAUCGGAGAAAACUGAAGAUAAACCAGCGAAGAAGCCACAGGCGCCAAAGAUUCCGCUGAACGUUAAAAAGAUGUGGAAACUAAUAUCAGGUGACGAAUGCACAUCGCUGGAGACAAUAUUUGAGGAGUUCGAGGUGAGCGAGCUGGAAGCUGCGUGCAACGCUCAGGACCCGGCCGAUGGCAACACUGCGCUGCACAAGGCCGCCAUUGCUGCUAAACCCGACAUUGUCACGCAACUGCUGACGGCGGGAGGCGACCCCUGCAUAAAGAACCACGAACUAAAGACGCCGUACGCGGCCACGCCCCACGCCGACACCCGGGCCGCCUUCAGGCUGUUCCAGGGGCAAUUCCCGGAGAAAUAUAACUAUGCCAAGUCCCAGAUCCCCGGGCCCAUAACCCCCGAGCUGUUGGAACAGGAGAGAGAGAAGAAGGCGCAGCAGAAGCGCGCGAAGCGACAGCGCGACAAGGAGAAGCAAGUGGAGAAGAUCAAAACAAACAAGUUUUUACAACUCACUGAUGCUGAGAAGGUAAAAGUGAACGACACGAGGUGUUUCCUGUGUGGCGCCAACCUACCGAAGGCCGCGUUCGAAUACAACCUUUACAAGUUCUGCAGUAUCGCCUGUCUGCAAAACCACAGGAACCUACGCCCGUUGAAAAUGAGCGCGUAGCAUUGUCUGUGAUCCUCUGCUCAAAGCAUAAUGGACUGUUGUGAAUUGUGAAUAUAUUGAACGAAUACAUUAUUUGUUAAACAA